GAGAGAGAGAGAGAGAGAGAGAGAGAGAGAGAGGCUGGAAGCUGUUCCUCCGUGAGCAGUGAACAGUAUGCGCGAGACUCCGGAGCUGCGCGCCACAGACACACACCGACCUGCCUGAGAGACACACACACACCGACCUGCCUGAGAGAGACACACACACCGACCUGCCUGAGAGAGACACACACACCGACCUGCCUGAGAGAGACACACACACUCCGAGAGCAAAGAGACAGAUCGCGAAGGUUUUUUUCUUCUUCUCUGGGGGACAAACCCGACUUUGGUGGGGACGCGCGCGCGCUGAAUAAUUCUUAUUUCAUUUUUUUUUUAUUAUUGGUAUUAUUUUGUUUUGCAUUUUGCGCGCGUGAAAAAAAGUGUGUGAUGAUGAGAUGAGGAGAAAGGCAUAUGGAAGUGGAACAUCAUCAUCGUCACCAUCAUCCGUGGAUGCUGAAGACGCCAGAACGCGCUCGGGGUUUCCUCUGCUGCGCCGUCACCGAGUGUGUGUGAGUGUGAGAGAGAGUGUGUGUGUCUGAGAGAGAGAGAGAGAGAGAGAGAGAGAGAGAGAGAGAGAGAGAGAGAGAGAGAGAGAGAGAGAGUGUGUGUGUGUGUGUGUGAGAGAGAGAGAGAGUGUGUGUGUGUGAGAGAGAGUGUGUGUGUCAGUGCGAGGUGCACAGCUUCAGCACCGGAUCUACACACAGCUCACAGCAAGAGAAACGUGGAUCUGGGAUCGUGCUUGUGUUUUUUUCUUUUCGGGAAUCUUUCAUUCUGAAUUUCGGAUAACUGACCGCGUAGGAGUGUGAUUUCCGACACACACACACACACACACACACACUAGCGGACGGAGACGUACUGAGUGUGGGGAGUUCACACACAUCCCGGAUCAGGUUAACGAUGCCCCGCAGCGUAAUGAACUCGCUGAUGUUGUCCUGGACGUCCCUCUUCCUUGUCCUGUCCUUCUCAGUCGCUCCUUCUCUCAGCUCCAUCAUGUACCAUCUGCGGGAGGAGCAGCCCCCCAACACACUCGUGGGCAGUUUAGCGUCAGAUCAGGGACUUCCUGAUUCCGGUCACUUGUACAAACUAGAGGUCGGCACGCCGUACCUGCGUGUGGACGGGAAGACAGGAGAUAUUUUUACCACAGAGGUUCCUAUAGACCGUGAGACACUAAAAGACUGUCGGAACCUGUUUGAGGGCGACCCAUGCUUCCUGGAGUUUGAGGUGUCCAUCACAGAUCUGAUGAAAGGUUCUGGUCCACGACUCAUCGAAGGCAGAAUCGAGAUCCAAGAUGAGAAUGAUAACACACCACAGUUCUCGUCACCCAUCCUAUCCAUAACUAUUCCUGAAAAUACCCCUGUUGGGGCACUGUUCCCCAUCCCCGUCGCCACCGAUAAGGACACGGGCAGUAACGGGAUUGCAGAGUACUCGCUAACGACGGGCUCUGACGCAGCGUCUCUGUUCAGCCUGCAGGUGGCGGAAAACGCGGAUGAAAAAGUGCCGCAGCUGAUCGUGAUGGGGACUCUGGAUCGUGAACAACGCGACUCGUACGAUCUUAAUAUUAAAGUGGUGGACGGUGGAAAUCCUCCACGCUACAGCAGCGCCCUCCUGAGGAUCACCAUCACUGACACCAACGAUAACAUGCCCAAAUUCGAGCGCACGCACUACGAAGGGGAACUUGCAGAAAACAGUCUUGUGGGUCACUCCGUCCUACAGGUGAAGGCCAAUGAUGCUGAUGUCGGAGAUAACGGCAUGCUCACAUACACCAUACAUCUGCCACCGCCUCAGGUCCAGCGCCUCCUCAGCAUCGAUCGAAACACCGGCAUCAUCUACGUCAAAGGUCCAGUGGACCGUGAGGAAGUGAAUUUGCUCAAAUUCUAUGUCCAAGCUAAAGACAACGGUCCACAGCCUAAGACCUCCAAAGUCCUGGUGACCAUCACAGUGAAAGACAAGAAUGACAAUGAACCGUCCAUCUGGAUCCGUGGAUUUGCUCUGGUGGCUCAUGAGGACGGAAUUGCUAACAUUUCUGAGGACAUGCCUGUAGGAACUCCAGUGGCUCUGGUGGAAGUGACGGAUCGAGACGAGGGCGAAAAUGCAGUGGUGACUUGUGUGGUGGCGGGAGAUGUACCUUUUCAGCUUCGCUCAGCAUCCGACACAGGAAGCCGGAGGAAGUAUUUCCUGCAGACAACAACACCACUGGAUUAUGAGCGGGUCAAAGAAUACAGGAUUGAGAUUGUAGCUGUUGAUUCAGGAAACCCAGCACUUUCCAGCACCAACUCACUAAAGGUCCAAGUAACAGAUGUGAAUGAUAAUGCUCCAGUUUUCUCUCCCUCUGUGUAUGAGGUGGAAUUUCCAGAGGAGAAUCAGCCACGCGAUAAAGUUUUGGAUGUAGUGGCCACUGAUGCAGACAGUGGCACCAAUGCAGAACUCACAUACAAUAUUAUCUUAGACUCAGCCAUCAAGGGGCUCUUCGAAAUCAACCGUAAUACAGGAGAGGUCAGAGUGAUGGACCAGUUAGACCGUGAACAGAGAGAACGCUAUGAGUUUCACGUUGAAGCCUCUGAUAAGGGGGUUCCCAGCAUGAGGGGAACUGCAACAGUGGUGGUUAAUGUCCUUGAUCGCAAUGACAAUGAUCCCAAGUUUAUGCUAAGUGGCUACACUUUCUCUGUCCUGGAAAACAUGCCUGCGCUCAGUCCAGUGGGAAUGGUGACUGUCACGGAUGUGGACAAAGGUGAAAAUGCUCGGGUUCAUUUAUCGGUAGAACCAGACAACGGCAAGUUUGUCAUUCAGAACGGCACAUGUACCAUCCUCUCAAGAAUUUCCUUUGAUCGAGAAAAGGAAAGUACCUACACGUUCCGUCUAAAAGCUGUAGAUGGAGGUGAUCCUCCUCGUUCGUCUUAUGUGGGAAUUACAAUAAACGUCCUAGAUGAAAACGAUAAUGCCCCUUACGUCACCAAACCUUCUAACUCCUCAUACAAGUUCCUUCCACCAUUAACAAGCCCAGAUACACGUGUGGAGAAAGUGGAUGCAGAGGACAUUGACACGGGAUCGAAUUCCGAUUUAGAAUACACCAUCAUGGGUGGAAAUCCUCAUGGACUUUUUCGCAUUUCUCCAACAAGUGGUGAAAUAACACUUAUCAAAGAAUUCACAAGGAAGCAUAAUGGCCUUCACCGCCUGGUCGUAAAAGUCAGUGACUUGGGAAAACCUGCCAAGCACACCAUCGCACUGGUCCACAUCUUUGUAAAUGAGACAAUUGGAAACAUCACACUGGUGGAGUCACUAGUUGGCCACAGCCUCUACACUCCUCUGGACAGGGACAUUGCUGGUGACCCAGAAUACGCCCGCGUCCAGCAGAGCAACAUUGUGUAUGGAAGCCUGGCAGGCAUCGCUGGGGUCAUCCUGGUCAUUGUGGUGGUGGUUGUUAUCCAGCACCGUCUGCAGAAGGGACCCAAAAGUGGAUACCAAGCAGGGAAGAAAGAAUCCAAAGAUCUCUACACACCCAAGCAAGGAACCAAAAGCAGCAAGGGCAAAAAGAGCAAAAAGGGCAAGUCUCCAAAACCAGCAAAGUCCUUAGAGGAGGACGAGGAGGCAAGUCUUCAGAAAGGCUUAAACUUCAAUCUGAUGAGUGACAAUGAUAGUCCCAGGAUACAUCUGCCACUCAAUUAUCCUCCCGGAAGCCCAGAUUUGGGGAGACACUAUCGUUCUAACUCCCCUUUGCCUUCCAUCCAGCUGCAGCCACAGUCCCCUUCAGCUUCCAAAAAGCACCAGGCAGUUCAGGAUCUUCCGGCUGCAAACACCUUCGUAGGGACCGGAGACAGCAACUCCACCGGUUCUGAUCAGUAUUCGGAUUACAGCUACAAGACCAACCCUCAGAAAUACAGCACCAAACAGCUGCCGCACCGCCGAGUGACCUUUUCAACAGCCAAUCAGGCACAGGAUCUGCAGGACUCCUCCCAGCACAGUUACUAUGACAGUGGAUUGGAUGAAUCAGAAACACCGAGCAGUAAAAGUUCUUCGGGGCCAAGGAUCGGACCGUUGGCGCUACCCGAGGAUCACUAUGAGAGGACAACACCGGAUGGCAGCAUCGGAGAGAUCGAACACCCCGAGAGUGAUCUGAGGUCGCUUCCCGACGUGGCGAUGACGGGAAACUGUACUCGUGAGUGCAGCGAGUUCGGACACUCAGAUUCCUGCUGGAUGCCGUCUCCAAACCGCAACAACAAAAUCUCCAAGAGUGCUUCAAAGCUCUCAACCUUUGUGCCUUACCAAGAGCGGGAGGCUCAGGAGACACUGAUGGCCAAUGGAAGCCCCAAGCCCAUGGGGGAGGAACUUGGGGGCGGGGCCACAAACAAAAUGCCCAGCAUCCGCUUCAUGGCCCCUUACACUAGUGCCUACUCUGCAGGUGGUGAGGGGACAAAGGAGUGUGCCAUGGAAGAAAUCCCACUGAGUCAAACAGCAGCGACCACACCAUCCAGCCAGGGGUCCAAGAGAGAGAUUUACCUGUGAAGAGUGAAAUGAGAUUUUGAGUGGGGGGUUGUUUAGAGGUCAUCAGGGUCAUCACCAUCAACCCAAGUGCACACAGGAUUUACAGCAAGACCAAAACACUGGAACUGGUCAGUCAGUAACUGGUCAGCUAAAGAGAUCAGUCAGGUUUAAAUCAUUGGGGACCUAAACAGCAGAAGGUCCUCAUGAAGGUCAUCAGGGUUGUUCAGGUCAUUAGGCUCAUUAGUAUUCCUUUACUCCACUUGAGUGUGCUUGAUAUUAAGACUGACAAAAAACGCUGAAUGUGAAGAUUCAUUUUUGGAUAAAUUUAGGGAUUCUACCGUUGGAAUUUGGACAAAUGAAGCUGUAAUAAAUUCUGUUAUUACUGACAUCAACACACACCCCAAGCAACUAACCAAUCUCUCACCAUGACCUUAACCGUGACCUGAACACACUCUGCGUGUCAGAAGGAACACUACCACCAUCAUGCUUCUCCUGUUCUUUUACUUCAUUUCCUGUUCUUGUAUCUGUUUUGUACUGACGCAGCUUUGGGAGUCGACUUUGGGAAUCACAUGAAGGAUCAAUUUUAAACUCUGCUUUUAUCUCUGAUUCAGAAUGUAAACAUUUUUAAUCCAUUUUUGGUGAUAAUUUAAUAUAUGCUGUAUAGGAACAGAUAAACAUGAGUUUAGGUUAAAAUACAUAAGUGUAAGUGCACAGAGUGUCUGCUUACGCCAGCUGAAGGACACACACUGAACACACACUGUGUUUAUUUUAGAUGUAGAAAGAAACACUCUCUCCUGGUGUACAGUGCUGUAAAUAUGCUCUGGCCAUUUGUGUGUGUGUGUGUGUGUGUGUGUGUGUGUGUGUGUGUGUGUGUGUGUGUGUGUGUGUGUGUGUGUGUGUUUGGAAAACGAUGGAUCUUCACCAAAAACGCUGUAAUUGGGACAAAACCAAUGGCCUGGGGUUGACAGUGAAUAGAAAGCAGCAGGUCGGUGUGAUGCGUUUAGUCAGGACUGAACUGUUGCCAUGUUGUCCUUCAGGCUCCAGCGUCAGGGUCGCCAUGGACACCAGGUGGCUCCCAAAACACACUUUAUACCACAAACUGUCUCUCUGUGUCAAAAUACACAGCCAGCAAGUGUGAGGAUGCAAGAGCUGUCUAAAAAAGUCUCACAUUCAUGAGUGUGUGAAUGUGUGAGUGUGUGAGAACAAAAGAGGAGACUUCCUGCGCUGUGAUUGGUGGAUUAGGUGAUUGGACACACAGUGUGAUAUUCUACACUCCAUGAACAAAGCAAUCAGUUAAAGAGAAUGAUGUGUACAGUUUAAGACAAUGAAGUGUGUUUUUUUUGUGUUAUAGCUGGAAUAAACCACAUUUCUGGGUCUUCAAACACAGACACACACACACACGUGUGUGUGUGUGUGUGUGUGUGUGUGUGUGUGUGUGUGUGUGUGUGUGUGUGUGUGUGUGUGUGU
Tachysurus fulvidraco (yellow catfish) is the source of this 5937-nucleotide messenger RNA. It is a transcript of the gene pcdh1b, whose product is annotated as protocadherin 1b. The coding region runs from base 889 to 4491 and encodes 1200 amino acids. Gene Ontology annotation, molecular function: calcium ion binding. The record is from RefSeq and is a predicted model, not a curated record. The transcript is spliced from 5 exons. Gene Ontology annotation, biological process: homophilic cell-cell adhesion. NCBI's taxonomy places the organism in Eukaryota, Metazoa, Chordata, Actinopteri, Siluriformes, Bagridae. Gene Ontology annotation, cellular component: plasma membrane.